AUGGACAAAAUCGCCCGGAUCCUCUUCAACGGCUACAGAUUUCUGAGGAGAAAGGGUUUAAAAAUCAGACGUGUUGCGAUACAGCAGGACUGGUGUCUUCCUCUGGCCGGUCUUUUAUGCUCCAAUACUCCAGAAGAUGAAAAGAGAGACGCUGUCAUUGAAAUGGGAAACGAGUUCGCCUCCAGGGGGUGGAUCUAUGCAGCACAUAUCUGCUAUGUGGUAGCACAUGUGUGGCUGGAUUCACGUCAAAAAUUUCAACUGAUUGGAUGUGACAGUGAGCCUGUCAGCAAUACAGCCUUGAGGGAGGCGAUUGAGAGAACUGAGGUCUACGAGUACAUGCUGUUUCUGAGCUCAGGAUACGGCCAACCGGACUUCCAGGUGUGCAAGUUCCUUCACGCCUGCAAGCUACACCAGGCUGGACAUACUUCUCAGGCGCUUGAUUACUGCGACAUCAUCGCAAAAAAUUGGUCGCCGGGUAUCAACUGGCAAGUUUUCAACAAAGCUUUUAUUUCCCUUUCUGUCUUGCAGUUCUCUAAUGAGCUGCUUACAGAAGAGAAGAGACAAAAAAUACCAGAGAGGCAUAUGAACCUUUAUAAAAUGCUCCAAGAAGAAAAUCCUCCAUCUAGCUCUUCUGAUGAUGAUGAGGAGUUCUUCUCAUGUGAAUCUGAGUUGCAGGAUUCAGAUGAGCAUGUUUCUUCAGACUACGGUGACCUUGAGUCACGGUACACUAUAGAAGAGAUUCUGGGGCAAGGAUGCUUUGGCAUUGUCUACAGUGGAGUCCGUAAUGAAGACGGAAAAGAGGUUGCCAUUAAAUGUAUCAACAAAAGAAGGCAAUGCAAAUACAUCACCAUUCCUGGAGAGACACGUAGCCUGCCUCUGGAGGUGGCGUUAAUGGAGAUGGUGUCAAGGCCUCCUCAAUGUAAUAACAUAGUGGCGCUGCUGGAAUGGUUUGAGACGCCUACUUUCUUCAUCUUGGUGAUGGAGCGACCCAACAACUGCAUGGACCUCUUACAAUUAUGUAAACGUUUUCAAAGUCCGCUGUCUGAAUCGAUGGCACAACUGAUUAUGCUUCAGGUGGUUCGAGCUGCUAGACAUUGCUGUGAUCGAGGAGUUCUUCACCGCGAUAUCAAGACCGGGAACCUUCUGUUCUCUCCAGAUACGUUUGAGGUGAAGUUGAUUGACUUUGGCUGCGGUGACCUGCUGACGGACAAGCCCUACACGAGCUAUGCAGGCACUCCAAAUUACUUCCCUCCUGAGUGGAUAAGCUCCUGUAAAUAUUUUGGUAUUCCUGCUACCGUCUGGGGUCUGGGUAUACUCCUGUAUUUCUUGGUUGUUGGACAGAUGCCCUUUGUUGAUUUUAAUGAGAUUGUUACAGCACAAGUACCCUUCAUUUCUAGUUUGUCUGAUGAAUGCAACAAUCUGAUAGCAUGGUGCCUGAAUAAAGACCCUGAAAUGCGUCCAAGUUUUGAUGAAAUCCUGAGCCACAAUUGGCUUGGUGAUCGAAUUGAAGACCCCUUGGCUCCAGCAGACCCCACCUAG
Tachysurus vachellii is the source of this 1539-nucleotide messenger RNA. RefSeq names its product serine/threonine-protein kinase pim-1-like. Lineage: Eukaryota; Metazoa; Chordata; Actinopteri; Siluriformes; Bagridae. Gene Ontology annotation, molecular function: ATP binding; protein serine/threonine kinase activity. The record is from RefSeq and is a predicted model, not a curated record. Gene Ontology annotation, biological process: negative regulation of apoptotic process; regulation of mitotic cell cycle; protein autophosphorylation. Gene Ontology annotation, cellular component: cytoplasm. The transcript has 12 exons. Bases 1 to 1539 code for a protein of 512 amino acids.